CUACUGAGUGCGGUCUACCGGCGAUUCCACCCGUUGAAAUGUCAGUUAUGAUUGUUGGUGGUCAUACUGCCAAGCCACACAGCUGGCCCUGGAUGACUGAAGUGAUCAAGAAUAACGGGCACUACUGUGGCGCCACCCUCAUUGAAAAUCAAUGGCUUGUCUCUGCAGCUCAUUGCUACAAAAAAAAACUGAACCUUAGCAUCUACGAGUUUUCCGUAGGAGGUCACAAAAUAGCCGAUACAGGAGAAGCGACUCGUCAGACUUUCAGAGCCCAGAAGAUUAUCCGUCAUGAAAAGUAUUUAGAUGGCGGCGACAGUCACGACAUUGCUCUCAUCAAGCUCGAUGGUCUUGUCCGAUACAAUGACUAUGCCUCACCAGCCUGUCUAGCUGAAUCCAGACCAAGUGAUGGUACAGUGGCCUACGUCACUGGCUGGGGAGCUUUAGCGACGGAGAAACCGCAAUCAUAUGAAACUCAACCAUCUACAGUGCCCCCAACAGCAUCAACGCCACCUUUAGAUGACAGAGACUGCCAAGGUUCUCUUGCUCGGAGCGGUAACAUCACAGAUAUAGGAGGACGUGCUCAUCAUGUCAUUUGUCGGUGUAAGUCUGGAUGUGUGGUACGUCAGAAACACAACCCAUCUUAUGGACUGAGUAGCAACAGAACGCUGUCAAUCCUCGUCACGUACGAGCGGGGAGCCCUCAAGGUGUUCGACGAUAACGACCGAACCCCGUUCAUGACAUACACCGAUCCUCACCCGCUCUCCAUUCGUCAUGUUGCAAUUUGUAAACGCGCUACAGAGGGAAAGUUUGUUAUUCAUAUCUGUGAUUCGUAUUAA
Molecule: messenger RNA, 836 nt
Organism: Strongylocentrotus purpuratus (purple sea urchin)
Lineage: Eukaryota; Metazoa; Echinodermata; Echinoidea; Camarodonta; Strongylocentrotidae
Product: cationic trypsin-like
Exons: 4
Coding region: 39-836 (265 amino acids)
Biological process (GO): proteolysis
Molecular function (GO): serine-type endopeptidase activity
Source: RefSeq, a predicted model, not a curated record